AUGAGCCUCAGGGUGGUAUAUGGUGACAAAUAAAUACUUUGAUGAUAAAUUUACUUUGAACUUUUACUUUUUGACCCAGAGGGUGAUCGACAUAUGCAAUGAGCUGCCAGAGGGUGUGAUCGAAACAGGGAAUAUCCCCACAGUCCCAGGAGCCGCUCUCUCUGAGACCCAUGGAUUCAUUACUCGGACAGCUGGUCUUUGGCAAACACAGCAGGAUAAUACCAUGGGUGACCCUGCCACUUGUCUUCCUGAUGACCAUCCCCCCUGCAUCUCCCACGUCCAGCCACGAAGAGGACGAGCCCCCUGUGCCCCCGAGAGACAGGGUGAUCCGCUGCCCAUCCAGAUGCAUCUGCACUAAUGAAGAGAUGGUGGACUGCAGUGGUGUGGAUCUCAGCCUUUUCCCAAGCAACCUGUCUGCUAACAUCCAGCUCUUGUCCCUGCAGAAUAACCAGCUGGAAAAGAUUCCGACAGAGGAACUGUCCAAGCUCACCAAACUGAGGACACUCAGCUUGCACAACAACAAGCUUCUCUCCAGAGGGUUACCAGACAAGGCUUUCAAGUUUCUGUGGGAACUGGAGCACCUCUACUUGUCCAAUAAUAAGCUGACAGUGACACCCAGGAGGCUACCCAACACUUUGCAAAUCGUCGACUUUGCUGCCAACAAUCUGAAGGAGGUAUCCGUGCUCACUUUCAGCCACAAGCCAUGGCUCAGGUCUAUCUAUCUCCACAACAAUAAGCUGACAAACUCAGGCUUGCCCAAGGACAUGUUCAACGGCUCCCAGAUGGUGACUACUUUAAUUCUAUCCAGCAACAAACUAAGACAAGUACCUGAGAACAUGCCACCUCUGCUUGUCCAGUUGCAUUUACAGAACAACAAAAUCACAAAGAUCCCCAAAGGGGCCUUCAGAAACUUGGAGCAACUUCGAGAACUCUACUUGCAACGCAACCGUCUGUCUAACGCAGGUAUUACUGCACAAACUUUCAGUAAAAUGAAGGGGCUGGAAUACCUGGACCUGUCCAGCAACAGCCUAGUGAAGAUCCCAGAAGGACUGCCACCCAACAUCGUCAUCCUGCAGUUGGGGAAAAACCGCAUCACCUCCAUUUCCGAGAGCAGUGUCAAUGGGAUCCGGAACCUGGAGUAUCUACUGCUUCAGAACAACCGUAUCACCAGCGCUGGGAUCCAUAGGGGCGCUUUCGCAAAGCUGAGGAAGUUGCACACUCUUCACCUGUUUAACAAUCCGCUGGGCAAGGUCCCGGAUGGUCUCCCUCGCCGAGUGAACUCUCUCAUGCUCCUCCACAAUGGCAUCCAGCAGAUCGGUCCCAAUGACCUUGUCACCACGUACCACCUGACCGAGUUGAACCUGAGUUACAACAAGCUCUACAGCAAGCGCAUUCACCGAAUGGCUUUUCGGAAGCUUCAUCGGUUGAAGAGGAUCGACCUGUCGGGCAACCACCUGACGCAGCUUCCCAGCGGGCUGCCGCCCGGCCUGGAAACGCUGAUCGCGCAGCACGGUCAGAUCAAUCGGCUCUCUGUCCCAGUUCUGCGCAACAUGAAAGCACUGCAGGAACUGCGCCUCAGUCACAAUGAGCUGACCGUCGGCAAGAUAGAACCAGGAACCUGGGGGCAGGUCCCCAACCUCAAGUUAUUGGAUCUGGGAUAUAACAAAUUGUCCUACGUGCCUCCAGACCUCCCCGAAUCCCUGGAGUACAUCUACCUGCAGAAUAACCACAUUUCAAUGAUCACCUCGGACUCCUUUGCCUCCACUUUAAAUAUUAAAAUCAUUGUUCUGAGGUCAAACCGGUUGACUGCUGCGGGUCUGGAGAGGAAAGCAUUCAUGGGACUGCAACAUCUGCAAGUUCUGGAUCUGACAGGAAACCUAGAGCACAUCAAUGUCCUUUUACACAGUGACUUGAAAGAACCGACUGAAGCAGACAGCACAGAGGCCAGGCAAAGAAAUACAAGCAGCCAGCUGAGCUGAAGCAUGCAGAGGUUGUCCAUAGCCAGAUAGAACAGUGAGUAACACAACCAUGAAACACCAACAUAAGAGCUCUUACCAUCAGAGUUCACCAACUGAUGAACUUAAACAGACCCAUCACCCAUAACCUCAACCUACUUUCUGCUGAUCAUAUCAACCUGACUUUAUAUUAAAUGUAUUUGACUUCUCUAAUAGUCAAUAAAUUGUAAGCAGUUAAACAUAAAACUGUUUAGCGACACCAGCAUAAUGAUAAACCUGAAAUGAAACAUAAAAUUCUUUAAAUACACAGCAGGUUGGGCAGCAGCUGUGGAGAGAGAAAAAGAAACAAGAAACUGAUGAGUUCUGAUGAAGUGUCCCUCAUCUGAAAUGUUAACUGCUUAUAUCACAAUAGAGGAUCCUAACCACCUGAAUGCUUUCAGCAGUUUUUGCUUUUAUUGAAAGAUAAUGUAAUUAAUGUAAGGAUGUAAUUAAUAACAUAAUGGAAGAGUCAGUAAUUAAUCUGUAAAUGAAUUACUUCUGCACUCAGUCCACACUGUCCUCUUUCUCCAAUUACUUGGUUAAAUACAAAGACUAUGGGAGAUGGAAACUGCUACGAUAAAGCCAGAUAAGUCUGACCAAAGCCUCCUCUAUAGCCAUGCCGAGGCCAAAUCCAGAUUGGAGGAGCAACACCUCAUAUUCCGUUUGGGUAGCCUUCAACCUGAUGGCAUGAACAUCUAUUUUUCUAACCUGGUAAUUUCUCCCCCUCCUCAUGGUCUCUUUUUUUUAUUCCCCAUUCUGGUUACCCUUUUCCUCAUCUGUCCAUCAGUUUCCUCUGGCUCCCCUCAUUCUUUCCAUUCUUCCAUGGUCCAUUGUCCUCUCCUAUCAGAUUCCUUUUUCAACCCUUUACCUCUUCACCUAUCACCUCCCAGCUUCUUACUUUGCCACCUAUUCCCCCCCCCCCCAUCCACUCACCUACCACCUUCACCUUAUUCUGGCUUCUUUCCCCAUUCUUUGUAGUCCUGAAUAAGGUCUUAGCCCAAAAUGUUGAUUGUUUAUUCCUCUUCAUAGAUGCUGUCUGACUUGCUGAGUUGCUCCAGCAUUUUGUGUAUGUUUUGCUCGAUUGAAACAUCUAAUACUCAUGGAGAACUCUCAAUUCUUCAAAUUAAAUAUUCCCUUAAAUCAAUAAGACAAGCAAAAGUCUUAGCCGAUAAAGGGACCAUCCACAAUAUAGUGCUGAUUCAUUAAGGCCUUGCAUGCUGAUUUCAGUCAAGAUCUGUUUUCAGUUCUAAGCUUACCAUCUGAGCCAUUCAUUGGUAUUUUGGUAUCCUUGAGUUGCUGAACUUUACAACUUAUCUCCAGGAGCAGUGAUUCUUAACACAGUCGGUUCAAACUGUUUGAUCCAUUUCUCAAUCAAGGCAUUUGUAUCACACCUUUUGUGUAUGCACAAUGUUAAAUAAAGUGCAAAGGAAAUUAUUGUUUAAUGAAUACCAGCAUCUAAAAAACCCUUAAAUAGGCACAUUAAUCGAUAGAACACUGAGGGGUAUGUAGGAGGGAAAGGUUAGAUUGAGUUUAAGAGCAGGUCAAAAAGUCAGGCCAAAGGGCCUAUACUAUACUGUAAAGUUCUGUGUUCCAUGAAAUGUGCCAACCUACUGAACACAGGAAGAUCUCGCAAAUGUUUUUCACCUUUGCCUGUUAUUCUAAAAUAGGGUAACAAUGUAGACACCAAAUUAGUCCUCUUGGUAGAAGUUGUUAAUGAAAAAAAAAUUGCAGGUGAUGAAGAACAACUGUUUACUAAAUAUUCAUUUGUCUUUAUUGUCAAGAAUCAUCUCCACUUUAUACAUUACUUUUCAAAUUGUAAAACAUUCAGUACAGAGUUAGCAGGCACUUCACUGAAUUCUGAACACCAGCAAUGCAGCCCCCCACCCCCACAGCAGCAAUGCCUCAGUCAGAGAUGAAAAUGACAGCUUCUGAGUGGAUAAGUGCAUGGAGGCUCACAGGGAAUAGUGACGUGAACUCUUUCUAAUGAGUUAAACCACCAGGACCAGCCUCAGCAUUCCCAUAAUUCUGAUUGCUUAGGAUAGUUUUCAAUACAAAUAAAUUAAUGUCCAUAAACAAAAACAAGAAUGAUGUGCAAGAAACACCAUCUUAGUCAGCUGGUAACUCAGCAGGCUUGAUGCACCCAAAGCCCACACCCAAAUCUUUGGGUCUUCCUCAAAUGGAUUUUAGUGUACCUUGUUUAAACCAGAAAAUGUAAAUGAGAGCUGUCGACUGCAACUAGUCCAAGAUGGAAAGCAGGAAGGACAGGUCAUUCUCCAACCUUUUACCAGUUAUCAGCCGAAGAUGUCACAUGACCCGCAGAGGAACAGGAAGAUGCUCUGCAGAGGAACGGUAAAAUGUCCUGUGGAGGAAUGGGAAGAUUUUCAUUGAAGGAACGGGAAGAUGUCCCGCUGAGGAUUGGUAAGAUUUCCAUUGGAAGAAUGGGAAGAUGUCCUCUCUCCUACUAAGCAACACUCCCAUACCACAGACUUCAAGGGGAGAGAGAACUGGCUGGUCAGGAUGACACUUAUAAAUGGUACCAGUGCUUAAUGCUGAGGAUUAAUUAACAAACUGCAUUUACUAUUUGAAUAGCUGAUCCCUCCUAAUAUUAGUGAACUACCCUCCAGGGUUCACGUUAGCGCAGGUACUUCCUGUGACAAGGAGGAGCAGCCUCCUGAAUAGCUGCAGAAAUGCCUACCCUGGGUCACCCUUCUGCACUCUGAGCUCCACUUAUGCAGAGUACAAUCAGUGCAGGGAGAUUGUCACAAUUUAAUAAAACAAAACUAAGGCACAAUAUCAUUACUGACAGGUUAGGAAACAUUGAAAGGUGGAUGAGUUUUGCUCCAUCAAAUCAUUGAUCAUCCACCCAUCAGUUCUGGUAAAUGAAUUCUGCUCUGAAACGUUUAUGCUUAUAAAGGGGUUUCCUCCCUUACUAAUCUCUGAACUAAGACAGCAACUAUUCAACCCCACUAUUCUCCUUUGCCAGGCCACACACACUACUGACCCCCACCUCCUGUUGUGAGGCCCCACAACUUCUGACCUCACAUACUGCUGAUAGGCCCUGCCAUCUAAAACCUUCACCUCCUACUGACAGGACACACCCACUUCUGACUCCACCUCCUGUUGACAUGCCCACCCUCUAAAUGUCUAAUCUCCGGUUUACAAGGCCCACCCACUUUAGACCCCGUCUCUUGCAGAAGGGCCUGUCCGACUAACCCACUUCCUAUAAUAGACACCUUCCUCAAAAAGCCCCACCUCCUGUAAACAAGCCACAGCCUCUUGCAGACAGGAGGAGCUUCAAGUUCCAAUCUAUGGAGCUGUCUGUAAUGUUAAGUUCACAUUUAAGCACAAAGUCACAGUGUUUUCUCUAUGCUGUACCCUGAGUUGCCCUCUCACUAUAUAGCAGCUGUUUGAAAAACAAGAAGUACAAUAUAUAGCAUGGCUAAGGAGAAACCCAGUCAAGGGGUGAAGGAGAGAAAAAAUAAAGCAAAAUUAAAUUCAGAUGCUGGAAAUCUGAAAUUUUAAAAGACAUAAAAACACUCAGUAGGCCAGGCAGCAUCUGUGGAAUGAGAAAUAGAUAGAUGUUUCAGCUCCUCUCCCUGUAGAGGAUCUUUCACCCAAGAUGUUAGUGCUGUUUCUCUUUCUACUGAUGCCACCUGACCUGCUGAGUGACCUAGCCUUCUCUAUUAGAGGAAUAAGUAGGUUAAGUUCAUAGAAACUGUGUUGAUGAGGAAGGAUUGCCCAAUGCAGAUUCAAUAACAAAUUUCAAAAGUAAAUAGGAUAAAUAAUCAAAGAGAGAAGAUCUUCAUGGUCAUAGAUCAGGGAAAUGAUUCUGAGUCAAUGCUUUUUCAAGGAGCCAACACAGACACAGAGAACAAAAUGGUCUUCAGCUGUGCAGUCGAACUCUCUGCUGACAGAUGCUCUGCAUACUCAGUAAUCAGAUUCUACUUCAGAUCCUCUUUCGGCCCCUUUGCCUUCAAAAGGGAUAGAUGUGCAUGGUUCCAUUUUGCUCAGGGAUCAAUAGGCCUUGGAAACAUCAGAACAUCACCUUAAAACCUCAAGGCAGUUCAGGGGCGUUACCUGUCAUGGCAGAAAGUAUGCUCAGUAACCUGACUCAUGUCUAUCAUAGCAUCCUUACACCCAAGGAGAGGUAACACCAAGACCGACUCUGCCGCAGUGCAGAUGUAGUUUCAUCCUAUGAUCUUAAUCCAAAAUUCUCAUAGAGCCUUAAAUUUCAGUUAAUAUUUACAUAAUGUUAAAAUGUUUGUUUAUAAGCAUACAUAGAUACUUUGCAUUCUUGGGCACUCAUUGGAAAUAACGUUCUAUCCAUCAGUACGUACACAACGCUGGAAGAACUCAGCAGGUCAGGCAGCAUCCGUGAGAAAAGAGUAGCCAACGUUUCGGGCCGAGACCCUUCAUCAGUAAGAGUCUUGGCCCGAAACGUUGGCUACUCUUUUCUCACGGAUGCUGCCUGACCUGCUGAGUUCUUCCAGCGUUGUGUACGUAUUCUUUGAUUCACAGCAUCUGCAGUUGUAUUUUUUUGUUCUAUCCAUCAGUACUCGCUGUAAUGCCAAAUUAUUGCUUUAAAUAAAUAUACAUUUUAUA
Hypanus sabinus (Atlantic stingray) is the source of this 6596-nucleotide messenger RNA. Its product is annotated as podocan-like protein 1. Gene Ontology annotation, molecular function: protein binding. The coding region runs from base 171 to 1979 and encodes 602 amino acids. NCBI's taxonomy places the organism in Eukaryota, Metazoa, Chordata, Chondrichthyes, Myliobatiformes, Dasyatidae. The transcript has 11 exons. The record is from RefSeq and is a predicted model, not a curated record.